Molecule: messenger RNA, 4941 nt
Organism: Dictyostelium discoideum AX4
Lineage: Eukaryota; Evosea; Eumycetozoa; Dictyosteliales; Dictyosteliaceae
Exons: 2
Coding region: 1-4941 (1646 amino acids)
Source: RefSeq, a predicted model, not a curated record
AUGAAAACAAUAUCAUUGCUUUUCUUUUUAAUUAUUUUUUUUUUUAUAAUAAAGAAUAUAAAAUCAGAACAAACUGAAAUUUAUAGUUAUAAUUUCAAUAAUAAUAAUAAUAACAUUAAUAAUAUUAAUAAUAGUAAUAAUUUAAUAAAUAUUUAUUUAAGUUUAAGAUUUGGAAAUGAUUCGUCAGGAAAUGGAACUUUAUCAAACCCAUUUCAAACUUUUUGUAAAAUAGAAUCCGUGUUAAAAUCACAAAAUAAUAAUAAUUUAACAAUAACAGUAAAUGUUGGAUAUGGUCUUUAUGAUCAAUCAAAUUGUAUCUAUUUUUCAUUAGAUAAUAUUAAUUAUGAUAUUAUUAUAAAAUCUUAUAAUGAUAGUAAUAAUAUUGGCAAUACUAUGGAAAGUAUUAGUAUUGGUGGUAGUGAUGGUAGUGAUGGUAGUAGUAGUAGUAGUGAUAAUAAUGAAAUUAUAGAAGGAAAAGUUUUAAUUCAUAUUUAUUUAAAUAUUAUAAAUUGUAAAAUAAUAUUUAAAGGACCAUCAAUAACAAUAUAUACGUCUGGAUUGGAAGUAUAUAAUAAUAGUAUAAUUGAAUUUUCAAAUGGAGUUCUAGUGAAUUUUGGAUAUGAAGAUUUUAUACAUCAAAUGAUAAGUUCAAAAUUGAUUUUAAUAAAUUCAUCAAUAUCAUAUAAUUCAUAUGGAGCAUUAGUAUUGGAUGAUUGUAUAAUGGAUAUUUUAGAUAAUAGUACAUUAAAUAAUAUUACAUUUAGUUUUAAUCCAAAUGAACUUUCGGCACCAUUCAAGGGUAUUAAAUUUACAAAUAGUUUAGCGGUGAAUUCAAUGUUUGGAAUGGGUACUUAUGAUUUAAAUGUGACAAAUUCAAUUCUUCAAGAUUGUGUCAUAGAAAGCUCAGGUUUCACAACAAUUAGUAGAUCAAGAAUUGAACAAACAAUAUCCAAUAAUUUAAAUUUAAUUCAAACAAUUGAUACCAAUUCAAUGAUAAAUUUAUAUGCAACAGUUUAUACUAAAAGAUUUGGUGCAAGACUUUUUAUCAAUCAUACCAAAAUAAUAACAUCACCAACAAUAAAUGCAUUACCAAUUUUAGAAGUGUAUGCCAAUUCUUAUACAAAUAUUGCAAAUUCAUUAAUUAGUGGUUAUCGUAAAACUACACCAAUAAUUUUAGCGGAAAAUGGUGGUGAUAGUUGUACAGUGGAGUUGAAGCAUGUUCAUAUAGAGAAUUGUAUCUCUUCAUCAUUGGCGUCUUUAGCUAUGAGUACAUUGACGAUGUAUAAUAUUAGCUUUAAAAACAAUUACCUUGACUCAAUGGUGGUUGCAAAUGAUGCAUCUUCUAUAGAGUUAAGUGACACAGUAAUAAAAUGUGAAGAUAACAAUCAAUUCCUUUCAACUAUAACAAUGCCAAUUAAUCCCAAUAGUCCAUACAGCCGUCCAUUCUCUUCAAGAAGUACAGUGGUAUUGAGUAAUAUGAACUUGCAAUGUGUUGGUCCAUUUGAUUUUCAAAAUUCAACAGUCACUUUUUUAAAUAUAACAAUGUCAUCAUUAUUUCAAAGUGCCUAUGUUUCUCUAUAUUCAAAUACUACUUUAGAUGUCGCCACAAGUAGUUUCUCUUCAAGCUCGUAUAAUGGUGGUCAAUUGUUUAGUUUGGGCGAUAGUGGUAUUUUGUAUAUUCUAUAUUGUAACUUUAAUCAAAGUGCAUCAUCAAUAGUCCAAGGAAAUGAAGGCUCAACUGCAUUCAUUGAUUAUUCAAAUUUUUACAACAUAAAAUCCGAUUACAAUGCAUUAUUUGUUAUUGCAAACUCAUCAUUGAUCAUUUCAAAUUGUUACUUUGAAAAUAUUCAAACCUCUCAAACAAGUUUAAUCUCUGGUACCGAUUCAAUCAUUUCCAUUGAAAAUACCACAUUGAAACGUAUUGGUGUCUAUUUAAUGGAAACGUCAGAUUGUAAAAUCUUUAUCACUGACGUUACAAUGACCAAUUGCUUUACAUUAAUGAAUAAGUUAUUCAUUUCUGUACGUGACCAUAUCACAAUUCAUUCUUCAAGAUUUAUAGAUAAUCAUGGAUAUGGUGGUACACUAAUUUCAACAUAUUCCAGUACAAUCAUCUUUUCUGUUGUUGAAUUUAAUGGUAAUUCAUUCACUCCACUACUAAGCUCAUUAGGAUCAAGUGUUUAUCUUACAAAUGUCACCUAUUACAAUAAUUCAGGUUCAUUCAUUGGUAGUACUAGUGAUUUGGUUGAAAUUAAUCAAUUCCAAUAUGAAAAUAAUAAAGCACCUUGUGAUUAUCUAUUCAGUUUAUCUGGUUCCUCACCUGUGAUCAUGAAAUCCAUAACCAUAGAAAAUAAUUACUUUUCACAAUACCUCAUUUUCUUUACAGAAGUACAUGGUAUAGAAAUUUCCAAUUUCCAAUUCAUUAACAAUAUUGUAGUUUCAGUUAAUUCACCAUCACCAUUCUUUGGAAUUGGUUAUUUUAAUGCAACUUUACAAUUUACUUUAUGUUCCAAUAUUUCUAUAGAUGGUCUUAGAGUAGAAAACAAUUCAAUAGGGUCUGUGUUUUUAUCAAAUUAUCUUUCUGAUUUGGUUUUAAAUAAUUUAUUCAUCUCUUCAAAUACAUUCUCUGAUAAAUUUGGUGACUUUUUAAAAAGUUCAAAUUCAAGUCUAAUAAUUGAAUCUUCAGAUUUUCAAAAUAACAUUAAUAGUAUUGACUCGGUUUUAUUGUCAAUCAUUGAUACUAAUACUACAAUUGAUGAUUGUAUUUUCUUUGGAAAUCAAAAUCCAAAUGGUAUUGGAUCGGUAUUAAAUUUGGCAAUAGAAAACCAACUUUAUUACUUUACAAUUAUCAAUUCAUUAUUUGAUUCAAAUUUUGCUUUAAAUGGUGGAGUAUUUGGCUUUACUGGUAUUUCAGAUUACAAUGAAGAUGCAUUUAUUAAUCCAUUAUCUAAAUUCAAUAAUAAUACUUUUAAAAACAAUUUUGCAUCUCAAAAAGGUGGUGUAAUCUAUACUGAUUACUUUACAUUUUCAAAUAAUAUUUCAAAUAUUUUAAAUUUAAAUAAUUUUGAAAAUAAUACUUCAUUACUUGGUCCAAAUUUUUCAUCUGAAAUGAACUUUAAUAUUAUUGAAUUUUCAAAUUUACCAGAUGGUUCAACAGCAAUAAUUAAAUAUAGAUUUAUUGAUUAUUAUAAUAAUACAUUUACACUUUAUUCAGAUGAAUUAAAUUUUAAAAUUAUUAGAAAUUCAAAUGAUGAUCAAAUAAUUUAUGAAAAUAAUGUAAUGGCAGGUCAAGGUAGUUUUUUUUAUAAUUUUCUUGGAAAAGCUGGUGAAAAGUAUACUUUUGAAUUUAAUAAUCCAUUCAGUUUUAAUCAAACCUUUUUCGUUGGCGAUUGUUUACCAUACCAAAUCUAUUUAAAUUCAAGUGAAACUUGUUCAUAUUGUCAAAAUAAUUAUGCAUAUAGUCAAUCAUAUGGAAAAUGCUAUUCAUGUGAUUCAGAAAUAAUGACAUGUUUAACCUCAACUGUAUUUGCAAUCGAUGGUUAUUAUAUAGUGAAUAAUGAUGUUUCAAUGGUUGAACAAUGUCCAUUGGAUAUGUGUCUUUCUUAUAAUCUUUGUACAUCAAAUUCUAGUUUUGGUGAUUUAUGCUUUAGUUGUAAAGAUGAAUAUGGUAAUUUAGUUCAAACAAAGAAUGGUAUAAGAUGUUGCUCACAUUUUAAACCAAUACUUUUAAUACCAAUUUUAGCAUUCCAUUUACUAUUUUCAUUAGUAUUAUCAUUAAUUAAACACAAUAGUUUUAGAAUACCAAUUAAUCAAAUUAUAAUAUUCCUUCAAAUUAAUUCAGUAGUAUUCUUUUCAUAUAGUGGUAUUUACAUUUUACCAUUAUUCAGAAUGUCAGUAGAUAUGUUAGAUGGUUAUUGUCUAUGGGAAGGUUUAAAUUAUAAUUUCAAAAGUUUUUUAUCAUUUUCAAUUAUAAUUUCAUUAUUUUUAAUUGAUUCAACUGAUAUUACACCUUCAAUUUUAAUUAAAAUUUAUAAAAUAAUUUUAUCAUCAUCAACAUUUUACAAAAAUAAUAAUAAUAAUAAUAAUAAUAAUAAUAAUAAUAAUAAUAAUAAUAAUAAUCAUUUCAAAAAUAAUAAAAAUAUAAAUAUAAAUAGUAGUAAUAGUAUUUCAAUAACAAAAUCAAUUGAAAAAGAAAUAUUAAUUGAAAAAAGGUAUCCAAAUUUUUUAAAAGUAAUUAUUAAAAAUAAGACAUUUGAUGAAAGAUCAGAAUCAAAUAUUUAUUAUUGGAAAUCUAUUUGGUCAUUAUUUCAAUUAUUUGUAAUUCCAUUGGCAUUCAGUGCAAUAUCAUCAGUAAUAUCAAAACAAAUUAAUGGUGUAAAUUAUUUAUCAGUAGAUUUUUCAAUCAAUUAUAAUCAAUCAAAUUCAAAUCAAGCUUGUAUUAUAAUUUCAAUCAUUAUUUUCAUGAUACUGUUGAUAGUAUUAUUCAUGCAAUUAAUAUUAUUAUUGACAUUUAAUUAUGGUAAUCAAUUAUUUAAAAAUAGAAUUACACUUUAUCUUCACAAGAUUCAACAAACAUUAAACUAUAAAGAAGGUCUUAAAUGGUUUGAUCUCGUUAUAAACCUAAAGUCUAUACUUUUUUGUAUCCUAUCGGUCACUAUGUUAUUUAAAAUGCAAUUCUAUACCGCUGCAACCAUUCCAGUUCAAAUCGUUUAUUCUAUAAUUUAUCUACUUGUAAAUCCAAUUAAAAAAGUUCCUUCAAGAGAUCCAAACAACUAUAUAAACCUAUUACUAUUAAUAAUAUUUGUUGUUGCAAAUUCAAAUUUUCUACAAUUAAAAUCAAUCUUUAAUCAAGGUUUAGCAAUAACUUGUCUUUCAUUCUUUUUUGUUUUUAUUUUAAUUAUUUUCGUAUUUUUAUUUGAUGGUAAAAAAAAUAAAAAAAAUUAA